AUGUGUUUACAAGUGGAAAGUAAAUAAUUAAAUUCCAUUAUAAAAUAAUAUAUUGCAAGAAGGAAAUCUAUUUGGAUUGUCCUAAUUAUUGUAAUAUUUGCAUGUUUAAUGUUUAAUAAAUACAAUUUUAUUUCUUUUUAAUGAAAAUUGAAAAUAUUUGAACAGGACCAAACUGUUCCUUUCGUUUCACGUGUACAUAUAUUCUUUUGUUUUCUUAUCAGUUUCCUAUUUCUCAUUGAUCUCAUCGUGUAGAGGCUGCUGUAAAUGGAGACUCGACAAAAAUCUGGUCAUUCUCCUUUUGAGAAAUGUUUAAUUUCUCAUCUGUCGUGAACAGACAGCAGAAGUAUUAAAUAAGAUAUUAAUAGUCUAUAAAGAAUAACAAAAUAAUGAAUAUUAUGUAGAAUUAAAAAUUACACAAAUCAAACAAAUCGACGUGUUUUGAUAUCAUUUUUUCUGACAUUCAAUUAAUUGAAGCCGUUUCGCGCCAAAACUUGGCCGCUUUCCCUUUGGCUAGUGCAGUGCGCUUGCCCCUUUAAUCUCAAUUUAAUUUCUAUGUUGCGUAGCAAAUCGCAGAGGGCGUGAGAAACAUUUUGAUUUUCCCGUGGCUGGUAAUUCAGAAUGUGAAACACGAGUACAAAGCGAAGUCUCAUGUAAAUGCCUCACGUCUAUUUUUAUUCAAUGUUACAAUGUUGCUUUACAUAGAUGGAUUGAUAACAUUGAAAAUAACACAAAAGUCCGAAUUGUUGGUUUCCCACCUAUCUCAUCUAUGACAUUUCGACAUUUAAACAUCUCCAAUUUGAUCGUCUCUAUCAAGCAAAUAACAAAUUAA
Heterotrigona itama is the source of this 829-nucleotide messenger RNA. NCBI's taxonomy places the organism in Eukaryota, Metazoa, Arthropoda, Insecta, Hymenoptera, Apidae. The record is from the annotation of a GenBank genome assembly.